AUGGAGAAGGAAAAAAUCACCAUGAAUUCCGGUGUUGCCGCUGCUAAUCUUCUGCGAGCGCUCCAUUCUCUCUAUCAGCUUGGUCACUUCUGUGACGUGACCAUUCGCACAGACUGUCCUGGAAGCCAAGAGGACUUUUUCGUUCACAAAGCUGUCCUGGCAGCUUCCAGCAACUACUUUAAAAGCUUGUUCCUUAGCGAGGAGACAUUGAAUGCCAAGAACUGUAGCGUGACACUCCAGGACAUUCGCACUGAAGAAUUCGUCACCUUCCUAAAGUUUGUCUACACGACCGAAGUAGAAAUUGAAGUGGACAAAGUGCACCGCUUGAAGGCAGUGGCCAAAAGACUGGAAUGCAAGGAUCUGCUUGAUGCCUUGGAAGAAACGAGGGCUGGGGGCCCAAAGGAGUCGGAUUUGAGUGUUCAUUUAAGAAGACCUGAAAAGUCUCUGUGGAGCCCGGCUGAGCAGGAAGGAGACCAGGAACAGAGUGAUUCGUCCCAAAUUUUGGCCUCACCAAUGAAGAGAAACCUUUGGGACAGAAAGAACUGUGUAAAAGUGUCAACUAGCUAUGACUUCCCUGAAAGUAAAUGUGGACAGUUGAACAAAGAUGGGAUAACUCUUGGUGAGCCUGAAGAUAAAAAAGCGGUGUCACCCGGACACUACAAAGGAGAGAGACCCGAUGCUCUCGAUGCAGGCAACGUCGCCCAAGAAGAAGGUGAACCUCUAAAUCAGGUGGACUCAACCUACGUAACGACCAAGAUGCUUCCCGGCCAGAAGGAGGGUGAGAGCAGUUUGAUUCUGAGUGGCACCAAGCUUAGAAAAUUGCCACGUGGCAUGUCCAAAGUCCUGCCACAACCGCACACGUGUGACACGUGUGACCGCUCCUUCCGCUUCGCCAAGCAGUACCAGUCGCACAUGGAACUGGAGCACGGCCUGAAUCUAGCCGUUAAGCACAGCUGCCGUGUGUGUGGCCAGCGCUUUGCCAGCCGCCAAAACCUGAAACAGCACCGGCUCGCCACUCACGAUGACGAGCGACGCUUCCCCUGCCUGCUGUGCGACAAAAAAUUUCAGUGCCAGAAAGAUGUCAAUGACCACGUCCGGAGAGUGCACGAAAAGAAGCAUAAUCCUCAGCGGUGCCCCUACUGUGACAAGGUUAUCAGCUCCAAAUGUGGCCUGACGGUUCACAUUCGGACACACACAGGAGAGAAGCCUUAUAAAUGUGGAGGCUGCCCGGCCAGCUUUGCUCAGAGGUCGACGUUUAAUACUCAUGUCAGAAAAAUACAUGAAUCUGGGCAAGACCAUAAACUCCUGCCCGGUUGCUGGAUGGGGGUGCCCCCAGCAGACAGACUGGACGUGGCAGAUGGUAAAUUUGAUAACCCUAACAAAGAAUGCAUUGCAGCACCAAACACGGACCUGCAAAGAGAAUCCACAGGUGAGAAAGCAUGGGGGCUUGAGAAGGAAUCAAGGCGUUCUGCUACAGAAGCAAAGUCUGGUGAUCGAGAAGACGGGCAGGAGCAGUGUGAUGAAUCUGGCGUCGAAAGGGGAAACGUCUCGAUGGCUGUCGAAGGAGAAGAGGGAGGAUAUCGUGAAGCGGGAGUACACGACGACAGGGAUCACGAGUCUCUCUCUUUAGAUGAUGACGAUGACGACUGCUUCAACGGCCACCGUGCAGAAGAAGAAAAUGAACUGGGUGACAAGCGCAAAGGGAGGACAGGGAAUAAAAAGAAGGUAGCAAAGGGAUCGGCCUAUGUCAUCACGUGCCACGAAUGUGCUGAGAAAUUUGUGUCGCGUAAGAAAUACGUCGACCAUUGCAAAGACGUCCAUCACGCUCUGCCGGGGAAAGCGUAUCAGUGUGACGUUUGCGGCAAGUCCUUUGCCAGCUACAACAGCUGGAAGGAGCACCGAGCGUGCGUCCAUACGGAAGACAGGCAGUUUGCCUGCACGCUCUGCGACGCCACCUUCAAAAGGAAGAGGGACGUGAGGACGCACUACAUGCGGAAGCACGAAGGGCGCGUGAAGCGUCCCCUGUGCUCUGUCUGCGGGAAGAUCUUGAGUUCGAGGACGGCGCUGGUAUUUCAUAUGAGAACCCACACCGGGGAGAAGCCGUACCAGUGUGGCGUUUGCUGCUCACGGUUUGCCCAGCCGUCACAGCUGAAGAUUCAUACCAGGUCCCAUACAGGGGAGAAGCCAUACGUUUGUGAGGACUGUGGAGCGUGUUUUGCGGACAAAGGCAAGCUGAAUGGUCACAAGAGGACGCAUACAGGCGAGCGUCUCUUUAAAUGUGAUGUGUGUGGGAAACAUUUUGCCACCAAUGAAUACUUGAAAUGCCACAAGCGCUGCCACAUGGGAGCCAAGCCGUACAAGUGUGACGUCUGCGGGAAAACAUUUGGACUGAGAGCCUCAUUAGCCCAACACAGCAAUGUUCAUGCGGAGACACCUCCUUAUUUCUGUGAGCAGUGCGGGAAGACCUUCACCCAGCAAGGUGCCCUGAGGCGUCACCAGCGAAUUCACACUGGAGAGAAGCCAUACAAGUGCAGGGCUUGCGAGAGGACCUUCACUGACAUGUCUACCUUGAGGAGGCAUGUGCUGGUCCACGACCGGAAUGCUCACUGGAGAAGUUUCUUAAUAGAUCUUACAAUCAAAAAGGAUCAUAAUUGGUCGAAAAUAGAGACUUUGUCUAAUAUCUGUAUGGGAGAGGACUCUACAUCAAUUUGGUCAGCCCCAGCAGAAAAGGCAGCAGCCAGCGAGAAGAUGUUUACCGCACCCACCUCAGAAGCGCAGGAACCCCCGGUUUUUCAAAUUAGUAAUCCUUCCAAAACGGCAACCAAAUCUAUAUCCAAUCUUUCUGAAGCUGGCUCAGUGAAGAAAGGAGAAAGGGAACUCAAAAUUGGAGACCGGGUUCUGGUUGGCGGUACAAAAGCUGGAGUAGUGCACUUCUUGGGGGAGACUGACUUUGCUAAGGGAGAAUGGUAUGGAGUUGAAUUAGAUGAACCACUGGGGAAGAAUGAUGGAGCAGUCACUGGAACCAGGUACUUCCAGUGUCAACCGACAUAUGGCUUGUUUGUCCCCGUCCACAAAGUUACUAAGAUCGGCUUCCCAUCCACCACGCCGGCAAAAGCCAAGACGGCAGUCAGGAAAGUCAUUGUGAUGCCCUCGAGCCUGAAACGCAGCCCAAGUGGCUCCUCCCUCAGCUCCCUGAGUUGCAUGGCUUCACCCAUAAGCAGCAAGCCCAGCCGUACAGGACUAUUGACAGAUCUUCACAGUACGCAAGAAAGAAUUCGGGCACCACUGCUCUGCAGGAGGCCCUGA
Gekko japonicus is the source of this 3306-nucleotide messenger RNA. RefSeq names its product GDNF-inducible zinc finger protein 1-like. The coding region runs from base 1 to 3306 and encodes 1101 amino acids. The record is from RefSeq and is a predicted model, not a curated record. The transcript is spliced from 7 exons. Gene Ontology annotation, cellular component: nucleus. Gene Ontology annotation, molecular function: protein binding. Lineage: Eukaryota; Metazoa; Chordata; Lepidosauria; Squamata; Gekkonidae.